Molecule: messenger RNA, 1106 nt
Organism: Fusarium odoratissimum NRRL 54006
Lineage: Eukaryota; Fungi; Ascomycota; Sordariomycetes; Hypocreales; Nectriaceae
Exons: 2
Coding region: 173-790 (205 amino acids)
Source: RefSeq, a predicted model, not a curated record
AAAGUAAUAUACCUAGAGCAUGAAUCAACACCUUUGACCGGCACUGGCUCACAGCUGCAAUGUUCUGCCUAACGCCUCUGAAUUACCUAGCCUCCCAUUCUAAUAUCUGCAUCAACUUUGGUCAUCACCCAUAAUCAUUUAAACAGCUUGUAUUUUGCACGACGACAGCACCAUGGGACAGGCUGCGUCCAGGUGGACGCAGAGAAGAGGUGCAGAUACACUGCGCGAGCUAAUUCCCCAGAAGACGCCUGGUCAUGAUGUUCCAGCUCCAAACUUUCGACGUGCAACUCUCCUUGCAGCUCUUUCAAACGUGGCGGCUGCGAUCAACAAGAAACAUGGAAACGUCACCAUCAUCGCUGUUGGCGGCGCAGUCAACACCAUUUAUCUGCAGUCUCGUGAGGCUGCGCACGAUGUCGACUUCUUCAACGACAAUCUGACACCUGAAGACUUCGAGCACCUUGUGGCGGGCAUCCGGUCUGCAUCAAAGAAGGACAAGACAUUGACUUCAGACUGGCUCAACAACCGCACUGUAUUCUUUAUCCCAAAGGAUAAACAACGAACGCUCUCGCAGCAAGCAUAUGAACAGCGGGAAGUCAUUUUCGAGGAGCCUGGCUCAACUGUACUCGCUGCGCCUUGGGAAUAUGCAUUCUGCUGUAAGAUCGACCGCCUUUCUGGAGCUGGGCUUCAUACUCCUGAGUCAUACGAUGCGAGCGAUGCUGUUGAAUAUUUGCACCGUUACUUGACUAAGCUGAAGCUUAAAAAUAUUCCAAAAUCAACCGUCCAGGCCUAGUAUGCUCAGUUUUCGCUUGAAUGGAAUGCCAAGACAGACGAAGUUCUUCAGUCUAAUAACGAUUUAUUUGUAAAGCGCUUUGGGGUCAAGGCCCCCAUCAUCUAAUGCUUUGCGCACUACAAAACGCAGACUCUCUGUGCUUCCACGAUCCGAGGAAAUGCCAAACAUUGAAUCACGCGAUAAGGAGCUUGUUCGGUAAUAUGGCAUGUCUUUGCGGUGGCAUCUCCGGAGAAACCCCCACUUGUUCCGGCCUACCGGCAGCGGCCGGAAAGAAGAGCGUCAAGGGCGGGGCGGGGCACGGAAUUAGAAAAGUCGG